Molecule: messenger RNA, 1881 nt
Organism: Naumovozyma castellii
Lineage: Eukaryota; Fungi; Ascomycota; Saccharomycetes; Saccharomycetales; Saccharomycetaceae
Gene: YSW1
Product: Ysw1p
Exons: 1
Coding region: 1-1881 (626 amino acids)
Source: RefSeq, a predicted model, not a curated record
AUGACAAGAUUAAAACCUUCGGACGAAGGUGACCAACUAGAUCCAGAUUAUGACAUUCCAGAUAUUUUUCUAUCUCCAAAUGAACAAUCACCUGGUGGAAUUUCCUUUCUCAAUGAAUAUUUAGAUGAAGAUGUUCAUGAGAAAGAUCUUGCUACUCAAUCCAUUAAAAAAGCCAGACCUAUGUCACGAAAUUGGUUUUUCAAAUCGUUUUUAACAAAACCUGAUGUUAUCGAGGGACCUAUGACAACUACGGAAUCAUUCUCCGAAGAGGUUGAUAAUACGAGAGACAGCAAUCUUACUCCAAAGAAAAGUUUUAAGUCUCAUUUUACUCAUGAGAAUAACUCCCCAGAAAAACCUCAUUUUUGGAAAUCCUGGAGGAAAAGUUCUCCUUCUAAAGAAGUUCAAGAUGGACGUACAAUAAAUGCUAGAUCAAGCUCAAGUAGGAAAAUUAUAGAAAAAUUAACUUCAGUAUUGUCAGACCCAAAAGAGAAAAGUGAUUUCAAAGAAGGUAGUACGACAGAAAAUAGUGAUUCGAGUUCUUUUGAAAGAGCAGAGACAAUAAGAAGUAAUCUCAAAGAAGUCUUGGAAGGAGAAAAUAAAAACGAAGUUCUAGAAUCACCCAUAAAAGAGGGCUCCGAGUUUGAAAAUAGUUCUCAGGCAACACCACAAAGUUCUGAAUCUACAUUUGAUUCUAACGACGCCGAAAACAAUGAGAUAUCUCCAUUGACACCGGAAGAUGAAGCCAUAAUUAAGGGACCAUAUAAACUAGUGUUUGAUCCGCCGGACCAAUAUUUACCUACUCUGACAAUUCCAACUGAUGCAACCAAAUUGGACAAGAAUUCGAAGACCCUUAAAAAUAUUAUAGAAAUUUGCAAGUUACUUAUUGUAGACGCAGACACUCAAAAAUUAGAAAAGAACCUAUUAAGUAUGACUCUGACACAAAUUGGAGAAGAACUACUGGAAAUAUUUAAAGAAAAAUUGAAAAAGUAUGAGUUGAGUAAUGAAAGUGUGAGGAGAUACGAAGAUGAGAAUAUAUUAUUAAGAAACAAACUAGAUAGAAGCGAGAGCUUCAACAAGGAUUUGACUGCUCAGUUAGAAACAUUAAACAAGGUAAAUUCAAGUUAUAAAGCAAGGGUAAAGGAACUAGAGGCAAGCUUAGUUAAGAAAAUUGGUGUAACUCAGCAUUUAACUCCAUUGGAUAGAGAAACCAAAAAAAUACUAGAGAAGGAAGAUAUCGGGACUGAUUUUUCAAAAACCACUGUUACUCAAAUGGAACAUAAUCAAAAUAAUGACUUACAAGAAAGGUUUACUAAACUGAAGAGGGACAAUAAUACUCUAGAGGAAAUCAAGGUUAAUACUGAAAAAAAAAAUAGAUCACUGAAGAAAAAACAAGUAAUACUAAAGUGCUACAAAGAUCAAUCACAAAGGUUCUUAUUUUCUAUGGCUUCAACUUUUAAUGGGUUUUUGCCAGAGGCAGUUUUAAACCACUUUUCUAGUGCCCUGAAGAAAUUGUAUGAUUCUGAUUUUCUUCUUCAUGAAAAACAGGAAAUAAGUGAUUCCCAAGUAAAAAAUAUGACCGAUAUAAUAAGCACUUUCUAUUAUAAAGAUGUUGAAGGUUUGUUCCUUGGUGAACUUGUCAGAGCCAUAACUUUUCAAACCAGAUCUAAUACUUUUUUGACCAUGCAAUUAUCAAAUCUACGAAAGGAAAAUUUUUCUCAAGCCAAAUAUAUUGACACAAUUUCAAGAAAAAGACCAUCAGAAAAUGAAGGAAAAACAUCUAGUGAAGGCUUGGAAGUGAAAACACUUAAUGAAGACGAUCAACCAGAAACUGUUUCAUUGAAAGACUCUCCUAACCAAGAUAUCUCCCUUCUAGAAUAUUGA